Molecule: messenger RNA, 1270 nt
Organism: Thamnophis elegans (Western terrestrial garter snake)
Lineage: Eukaryota; Metazoa; Chordata; Lepidosauria; Squamata; Natricidae
Gene: UBE2L3
Product: ubiquitin conjugating enzyme E2 L3
Exons: 4
Coding region: 73-537 (154 amino acids)
Source: RefSeq, a predicted model, not a curated record
CGCCCGCCCGGCCUUUCCAGGAAGCGCCGCCGCCGCCGCCAUGCAUUGUGGGGCAGCGGCAGCAGAUCCAAGAUGGCGGCCAGCAGGAGGCUGAUGAAGGAGCUUGAAGAAAUCCGCAAAUGUGGAAUGAAGAAUUUCCGUAAUAUCCAGGUGGACGAAGCUAACUUAUUGACUUGGCAAGGGCUUAUUGUUCCCGACAACCCUCCAUACGACAAGGGGGCGUUCAGAAUCGAAAUCAACUUUCCUGCAGAGUAUCCAUUCAAACCUCCCAAGAUUACAUUUAAAACGAAAAUCUAUCACCCUAACAUUGAUGAAAAGGGGCAGGUUUGUCUGCCGGUAAUUAGUGCUGAAAACUGGAAACCAGCCACCAAAACUGAUCAAGUAAUCCAGUCCCUCAUAGCACUGGUGAAUGACCCUCAGCCAGAGCACCCCCUUCGAGCCGACUUAGCCGAAGAAUACUCUAAGGACCGUAAAAAAUUCUGUAAGAAUGCUGAAGAGUUUACAAAGAAAUAUGGUGAAAAACGACCAGUGGACUAAAAAAACAAAACAACAACAAAACAAAACACAACAAAACAACAACAAAAAAUACACCUGACCGAGUUGAUGUCAGCAAUGUGUGAUAGAAGAGCUGAAGAAGUGCAUUUCAGACACACCCACAAAAAGCAGGACUCUAUGGAAAUUGACAAGUGUCACCUCUCGGUGUUAACUUGUGGCUGUUAAACUAAUAACUUUCUACCGUUUCUUAAUCAAAAGUGGUCUAGGUAAUCUGUAAAGAAAGGAUUAAAAAUUUAAGAUGUUCUAGUUCUGCUUUCUUUGUUUAAAAUCACUGCUUUAAUGUACUUUAAAAGAAUGCUGUUUCUUUUCUUUCUUUUCUUUCUUUUUUGUUUUCUCUCCCCAUCACAAUUUUAUCAGAAAAAAAGAAAAAAAAAGUCUUAGGCUUAUUAACUUUGCCCUUAAAAUUCAGAAGGUCGUGGCUGUUAUUUCUUAUUUUCCUUUUGCAAAUUCCCUUUUUGUUUUCCUCUUCCCAUUUCUUGGUUGCCCCUUAUCCUUCCCUCCUCCCUCCCUCCCUCCCCCACACCCCCAAGACGGAAGAAAACAAAACCACGCAUACAUAAUUUCUAAGAAAACAGAAAGACAUUUAGGGGAAAAAAUUGAGCUGUUUGUUUUCCCUGUCUUAAAACGUUGCACUGUUUCUUGCAUGUGGGUCCAAGGUGUUGUUUUUUUUUCCUUUUCUUUCUUCAACUUAAAUUUGUCACAUAACGUAACUGCC